Molecule: messenger RNA, 285 nt
Organism: Acanthocheilonema viteae
Lineage: Eukaryota; Metazoa; Nematoda; Chromadorea; Rhabditida; Onchocercidae
Source: the annotation of a GenBank genome assembly
AUGUUUGCUGCCUGGUCAUUAAUCGCUGAAAAUUUUGUAACAACAAUUGACGAUAGUGAUUAUGAAUAUUUGGAUAAUGAUUUUGACAAGAAUCAAAAACCGGCUGAUGUCUUUUGGGGUGAUGUUUUGGAGGAUGAACAAACGGAAGAGCAGAAUGAUUCAUCCGGUGAAAAGAGCAUCAUAAAACAACGAAAAUGUAGUACCGAAACGACUAUCAUGGAUAAAUUAUUGAAUGGUACCGGCUAUAGCAAAUAUCGUCUUCCCUCAAUUAUUCUCGAUAAGUGA